This is a messenger RNA of Cladocopium goreaui, 538 nucleotides long. The record is from the annotation of a GenBank genome assembly. NCBI's taxonomy places the organism in Eukaryota, Dinophyceae, Suessiales, Symbiodiniaceae.
GUUACGAGUACAUGAGCGACAGCCUUGGGCGUUGUGUCUUGGUGGACCACGGUGCCAUGUUCCCCGAAGGGACCAUCAACUUGGCCAACGCGCAGCGUGGCGCCAACGGUUUCUGGGAGCUGGCCAACUUGUGGCAGGGCUACUGCGACCGUCGCGCCGUGGCGCUACGGCAGCAGCACGACCGGCAGCUGCAGCGCCUGCGCGCCGAGGGCCGCGAGCGCGAGCGCGGUGCCCUGGAACUGCGAGAGGCCCUGGAAGAAGAGCUGCAGGAACACUGGAGUCGCAACGCCGAUUCCAUGCAGGUGCUGCUGCAGAUGGACCGCCACUCAGAUCGUUUAGCGCUUCUGCUGCAGCUGCUGCAGCAGGAAGCGCGGCGCCUGCGGGCCUUGAAGGCGGUAGCCCAAUCCACCGGGUUGGAGGCGCAGGCUUAGGCAUGGCGGCGCCAUGGCGGGGCCAUGGCGGAGCCAUGGGCGUUCCCGAAAAUGGGGGAGCUGCCAUGGCCAUAGGAUGCCAACUUGGGGAGGUUUGGUGGAUGAGA